Molecule: messenger RNA, 975 nt
Organism: Verruconis gallopava
Lineage: Eukaryota; Fungi; Ascomycota; Dothideomycetes; Venturiales; Sympoventuriaceae
Exons: 1
Coding region: 48-653 (201 amino acids)
Source: RefSeq, a predicted model, not a curated record
GUUUGAUGCUCGCCUAGCCUGGGCCUCAUUGAUGCCGACGACUGCUGAUGGGCACCGAAUACGACGCGCAUCCAUUCUCAAAGCCCCCCCCGUCCGUGUGGCGACGUGCGUUUUGCGAGUGCCAACGCCGUUCUAAUCCCGUCCAAGCAUGGCGGCAUCCUUCACGGUUGCUUUUCGGCCAGCGCGAGCUUCUCCGUGCUGAUCUCGACGGCAGGCGACGCGAUGGCCGUGUGGGAUGGUGGUCGAUGGAUCGAUGGACGGAUGCAUCGUCGCCUCUUCCUGCUGAACUCUUGCUAGAGCUGGCUCCAAGCCCCAACGCCGGCAGCGCAGCGAGCAUCAGCUGGCUGUGCCAAUCACACGCCGUCGCCUCCGGCAGAAACGCGCCCAAUGGGCGACGGCUGACGCUGCCAGUCGGUGGCUUGCUCGCUGCCCACACGCACGCACGAACGCACGCCCGCCUGCUUGCCUGGCGGACUGGCAGCCCGUCUGACUGCUGGACUGAUCCCAAGCCGCACAUCCUGGCCUGGGCUGGGCCAUCCAGCACGCCGUCCUCCGUACGCAGAGCAAGAGUCGCCUGCUCGCUGCCCAGCAGUCGAACGUUUCCCUGCUCCGCUCCGGUCAUUGCAUGUCUCAAGGACACCUCAGCCAUGUGAGCAGUCGGCGCCUGGGUCGACACAGCGACUUCCGGACGGCCUGUUGCUCAGGUGCCUUGCUGAAACUGGGAAGGCGGUGAUUGGCUCUGAGAUGGCGACGAGUUUGAGAAACUGCUCGUCGCAGGCAAGACACCCUUCUUUGACGCACGCCGAGCGAGGGGGAGGAGAAAGGAAGGGGACGGUGGGCGACUGUACAGUGGACUCUCGUUCCCGCCAGGGGAGACCCAAUACCGGUUCCCUUCUCAGUGAGACUCCGGAACGCCGUCCAUGGCGUUUUUGACGCUGAUCAAGGACAAAACAAGAACUGUUUUCAAAAUGCCAC